This is a messenger RNA of Saitoella complicata NRRL Y-17804, 812 nucleotides long. Its product is annotated as HHE domain-containing protein. The record is from RefSeq and is a predicted model, not a curated record. The transcript is spliced from 5 exons. Lineage: Eukaryota; Fungi; Ascomycota; Saitoellomycetes; Saitoellales; Saitoellaceae. Bases 20 to 709 code for a protein of 229 amino acids.
GGAUCCAUAUACUCUUGAUAUGAUGAUUCGCACGAUUCUUCGACCUACGCGCCGGCUACAUUUUGGGAGAUCAGCGGCAGUUCCGUUCGGGAAGACUUUCAGUUCGUCUGUUGCACGAUGGACCCCUUCGGCUCUAUCGAAGGCGGUUAUUGCUGAUCAUGCGCAAUUGGGGGAAUACUACGAGAGUUACCAGAGAAAUACCCACGAUCCUGAUGAAGCACAAAAAUGGGCAAACGCGUUCCUAUGGGAACUUGCACGGCAUGCUAUCGCCGAAGAACUUGUCGUUUUUCCAGCAUGGGAGAAACAUCUCGGAGAAACCGGGACAUUGAUGGCAAAUCAUGAUCGUGAAGAAACGCAGAAGCUCAAGGAGGAUGCCUUCGUGCUGCAACAAAUGGAUGCUUCGUCACCGCACUUCAGGGAUGUGUUCGCCUUACUUUUCAAGAAGCUCGAUAUCCAUGUUAAAGAAGAGGAGAUGGAAGAUUACCCGAGGUUCGAGGCGAUUUUGACGGAGCAGGAGAGUGAGGAGUAUGCGCAGACGUUCAACGAGACGAAGCGAUGGGCGCCGACAAGAAGCCAUCCAAUGGCACCCAACGAGCCGCCAUAUCUUACAGCAGCAUCGGCACUAGCAGCUCCCAUCGACAAGGUGAGGGAUUUAUUCAAGAGUUGGCCAGACACAAGCGGUGACCCAAAGAAUGUGAAUCACGAGUAAGGUAGUUCCAAUAGAUGCUUCAUUUCGUUCAGCGAUGUUCUAUAUCGUACACUUUUCCGCAACUUAAGCGAGGGCAAUGCACUCGAUCUCGACGUCGACGUUC